AUGUCUACGCCAUUAUUGGCAUUAUUCGGACUCGUCCUUGGUUCCCUGAUUGUGUUGGGUCCCAAUUCAACGACAGCAUUCACCGUGAAGCUUCUCGGCAAUGACUACACUUUUGGAGAAGUAUAUGUCGAAAGUUUAGAUAAGAAAAACAGGACAUCUAUUCCGAAUUGGGACGAGGUCUUCCCGGAUCAUAAUGGAAAUGAAAGCAGCAGGGGAAAUGUCGAUUUACCUACUUCCGAUGAACUUUCCUUAGAUUUGCUAAGCCUCAGAGCACCGAUGACAAAUAAGGAAAUUGACGAUUAUCUAAUAAAAUAUGGCUACCUCAGACCAGCAGAGGAAGGCAUUGUUACAGAAGAAGAAAGAAAAGAAGCGAUAAAGAAAUUUCAACGUUUUGUUCAUCUAAAAGAGACCGGUAUUAUGGAUAAGAGCACGAUGAAACGAAUGCAAACAUCUCGGUGUGGAGUGUCUGAUCCUAUACUAAACACAAAAUUAGCAAACUUUGAUGCUUCAGAUGGUAGCAAAUGGUCCAAAAAGAAAUUAACAUACAGAAUUAUAAACUACACACCAGAUCUCCCGAAUACGGUUGUCAGGGAAACGGUGGCAAAAGCUUUUAAAUUUUGGUCAGAUGCUUCUCAACUGACAUUCACUGAAGUCUUGGAAGGGCCCUCGGAUUUAAAAGUGAGAUUUUCGGCUACAAUACAUGGCGAUGGUGCAGAUUUUGAUGGACCAGGUAAAGUCCUAGCUCAUGCUUUUUUUCCUGAAUCUGGUGAGAUUCACAUGGACGAAGCUGAAACCUGGACUGUCAAAUCGAUAUCAGGAGUCAAUUUACUCUUUGUACUGGUUCACGAAAUCGGCCACGCCCUUGGUCUUGGUCAUUCUGACAUCAACGAUGCAGUCAUGGCGCCUAUAUACACUGCAUACGAACCAAAUCUUGCACUCCAUAAAGAUGACAUCGAAGGCAUUCAAUAUUUAUAUGGAAAACCAAUAAGUGUAACACCGAAACCCACAACCAAAGCGCCGACCACCAAAGCACCAACCACUCAGGCUCCAACCACGAAAGCACCGACCACCAAAGCGCCGACCACUCAGGCUCCAACCACCAAAGCGCCGACCACUCAGGCUCCAACCACGAAAGCACUGACCACCAAAUCGCCGACCACUCAGGCUCCAACCACCAAAGCGCCGACCACUCAGGCACCCACCACCAAAGCUCCAACUACACAGGCCCCCACCACCAAGGCGCCAACUACUCAGGCUCCUACCACCAAAACUCCGACUACCAAAUCUCCUACCACUCAGGCUCCCACCACUCGUGCUCCGACUACAGUACCCACGACUACAAAAUAUUUACCGACGACUACACAUCCAAUACUUCCUAAACCGACACCACCCAAACGGAAAUUCAUUUGCCCUUUCAACUUCUGGGCCAUCAUGACAGCUGGUAAGAGAACAUAUGUUUUUCACAGAUACACUGUAUACCAAAUUUUACCAAAUGGCGGAAUCAUUAUGAAAGGGUAUAUUCCGUACUUUUUCCCCAGAGGACCAUACUUCGUAACUGCAGCUGCCUACAAUAAAGUAACGAGACGAACCUUUUUGUUCAGAAGAUUCUUUGUCUACCGGUAUACAGACCACUCGCUCGACCCUGGAUUUCCAAAAAGGCUCAAGUAUUAUAUCCGAGCUGCAGUUGUGGUUGAUAAUCAACUGAUUGCUUUCUCGUUCACACAUAUUCAUUAUCUUAAUGAAGACACGUUGGAAGACAUUGUUGAUGGUCAACUCAGCAUCAAGGAUGAAUAUCCGAACCUCCCAACACCUGUCAGAUCUGCUGUCUCCUAUGAUGAGGGAUACGCCUACAUAUUAUAUAGAUAUAAGGUUGUUAAACUGAAUAUACACACCGGAGAAAUGACGCAAGGUUCGUGUUACCAAAAGGUCUAA
Messenger RNA from Acanthosepion pharaonis, 1932 nucleotides. NCBI's taxonomy places the organism in Eukaryota, Metazoa, Mollusca, Cephalopoda, Sepiida, Sepiidae. The record is from the annotation of a GenBank genome assembly.